Messenger RNA from Lemur catta (Ring-tailed lemur), 2093 nucleotides. It is a transcript of the gene PPP2R2D, whose product is annotated as protein phosphatase 2 regulatory subunit Bdelta. Gene Ontology annotation, cellular component: cytosol; protein phosphatase type 2A complex. Lineage: Eukaryota; Metazoa; Chordata; Mammalia; Primates; Lemuridae. The transcript has 9 exons. The coding region runs from base 23 to 1561 and encodes 512 amino acids. Gene Ontology annotation, biological process: peptidyl-serine dephosphorylation. Gene Ontology annotation, molecular function: protein phosphatase regulator activity; protein binding. The record is from RefSeq and is a predicted model, not a curated record.
CCAUCCGAGGAGGCGGAGGGGGAUGACGUCAUCCAGCGGGGCGACGGGCAUUGGGCGCCAUUUUGAAAAGGGAAAAAAAAAUCCCUCCCCGGCGGCGGUGGCGGCCGGGGCCGAGAGCUGGGCGGCUGCGGUGCGGCGGCCGCCUCCCUGGUCAGCCCGGGUCGGCGCGCCAGUCCCGCGCGUCCCGCCGCCGGCUGCCAUGGCAGGAGCCGGAGGCGGCGGCUGCCCCGCGGGCGGCAACGACUUCCAGUGGUGCUUCUCGCAGGUCAAGGGGGCCAUCGACGAGGACGUGGCCGAAGCUGACAUCAUUUCAACCGUUGAAUUUAAUUACUCUGGAGAUCUUCUUGCAACAGGCGACAAGGGCGGCAGAGUUGUUAUUUUUCAGCGGGAACAAGAGAACAAAAGCCGCCCGCAUUCUAGGGGAGAAUAUAAUGUUUACAGUACCUUUCAAAGUCAUGAACCAGAGUUUGACUAUUUGAAAAGUUUAGAAAUUGAGGAAAAAAUUAAUAAAAUUCGGUGGUUACCACAACAGAAUGCUGCUCAUUUUCUACUCUCUACAAAUGAUAAAACUAUAAAAUUAUGGAAAAUAAGUGAACGGGAUAAAAGAGCAGAAGGUUAUAACUUGAAGGAUGAAGAUGGACGACUUCGAGAUCCGUUUAGAAUCACAGCACUGCGGGUCCCAAUAUUGAAGCCCAUGGACCUUAUGGUAGAAGCAAGUCCACGACGAAUUUUUGCAAAUGCUCACACAUAUCAUAUAAAUUCCAUUUCAGUAAAUAGUGAUCAUGAAACAUAUCUCUCUGCAGAUGACCUGAGAAUUAACCUAUGGCAUUUGGAAAUCACAGACAGAAGCUUCAACAUCGUCGACAUUAAGCCGGCGAACAUGGAGGAGCUGACAGAGGUGAUCACGGCGGCGGAGUUCCACCCGCACCAGUGCAACGUGCUGGUCUACAGCAGCAGCAAGGGCACCGUGCGGCUGUGCGACAUGCGCUCCUCGGCCCUGUGCGACAGACACUCCAAGUUUUUUGAAGAACCAGAAGAUCCCAGCAGUAGGUCCUUCUUCUCAGAAAUCAUCUCGUCCAUAUCCGACGUGAAGUUCAGCCACAGUGGCCGGUACAUGAUGACCAGGGACUACCUGUCUGUGAAGGUGUGGGACCUGAACAUGGAGAGCCGGCCGGUGGAGACCCACCAGGUGCACGAGUACCUGCGCAGCAAGCUCUGCUCUCUGUACGAAAACGACUGCAUCUUCGACAAGUUUGAGUGUUGCUGGAACGGCUCGGAUAGUGCUAUCAUGACUGGGUCCUACAACAACUUCUUCAGAAUGUUUGACAGAAACGCGCGGAGGGACGUCACCCUGGAAGCUUCGAGAGAGAACAGCAAGCCCCGUGCCAGCCUGAAGCCUCGGAAAGUGUGUACAGGGGGUAAGAGAAAGAAAGACGAGAUUAGUGUGGACAGUCUGGACUUCAAUAAGAAGAUCCUUCACACAGCCUGGCACCCCCUGGAGAACAUUAUUGCUGUAGCUGCCACCAAUAACUUGUAUAUAUUCCAGGACAAAGUCAACUAGAGCGCUGACUCGAGGACCAAGUCUCACCUUGCAUAGUCAAGCCGGUCGUUUUUCUGUCAGAGAAAAGCAUCAUUGUCCGCUCCAUUACCAACAGUGACGCACUCGCUCCCACCCUUCGCGGUGCCGGCGAGAAGCGGCCCUGGCUGGAGUCGUGGCGUGGCUGUGCCCAGCGCGGCAGGCUGGGCGCUGCUGCUCCAGCGGAAGCCCCUCGAGGCAGUGUUGGUGGCCGUCACUCCGUAAAGGCCAUGACUCGAGAUACGUGUAUUUAUUUACGUCUGAGCCUUCCUUUUCAGUUUAUAGACCAAAAGCCUAACGUCCACGAGAAAAGUUAUUGUCAGAUCUCUCCCCGCCCUGUCCCCACCUUCUCUCCCUCUGCCGUCGCACUGGGGCCUUCGCGCGGGGCGGGUGGCGCUGUCCACCGGGCUCAGCGUGCCCGGGCUCGGCAGCUUCCCCGCCCGCUGUCUGCCGCCACACCUCUGGUGUAACCACUUAAUAAAAAUAACACACUAUACAAAGUGUUUUUAAAUCCAAA